This is a messenger RNA of Lucilia cuprina (Australian sheep blowfly), 1986 nucleotides long. RefSeq names its product luciferin 4-monooxygenase-like. Bases 282 to 1550 code for a protein of 422 amino acids. Gene Ontology annotation, cellular component: mitochondrion. The record is from RefSeq and is a predicted model, not a curated record. The transcript has 4 exons. NCBI's taxonomy places the organism in Eukaryota, Metazoa, Arthropoda, Insecta, Diptera, Calliphoridae. Gene Ontology annotation, biological process: fatty-acyl-CoA biosynthetic process; long-chain fatty acid metabolic process. Gene Ontology annotation, molecular function: long-chain fatty acid-CoA ligase activity.
UAAACAAGUUUCACAAAAACAAUAUAGAGAAGAAAAAACAGCAUAAACAUUUGCGCUGGUGGAAGAUCGUAACAAAUUUUUAUACAAUUUUCAGUCUGCUCUAGACUUUUGAAGACUGCGGUAGUAAAUUUUUUGAAAUAACUUAAAAAAUAAAUUUAUAAAAAAAGAAAUUUUAUUUUAAUAAAAAUAAAGUGUUAACAUUUACAAAAAAAUAAAUAUUUUAAAUAACAAAAAACCAAGUGUUUGAAUUCGAAAAACGAAAAACGGUUAUUUUUAACAACAUGAUGCGUUCCUCUACUGUACGCUUAGCUUCGCAAUUGUUUCGUGCUCCAACUGCAACCAACACCAGCAGCUGCAGCAGCAUCUCUUUAACGCGUUCAUUUAACAGCAAUAAUAAACAACAGAAUGCGGCUGUCUCCGGUGAAACCAAUUUAAAUAAUCAAGGCGAUAAAUUUCUUCACUAUUCCCACGAAGAAGGUUAUAUCAAGACAUCGCCCUUUGAGAACACAAUCAUACCCAAUGUGUCAUUGGACAAAUAUGUUUGGCGUGAUUUUAAAUUAUGGGAAAAUAAUGUGGCAACGGUAAUGGUCACUGUCAAACCAGCCUCUAUAGCACCCAACACAGCACCCGGAUAUUCAGGUAAAUUGGGCAAACAAAUGGCUACAACAUCACCCUGUACCAAUUUAAAUUUUGAUGAAGAACUCAAAGACAUAAUUGCCACCGCCCGUGACAUGGAGGCACGCUGGGGUCAUCUAUUCGAUAUGAUUAUUAUAAAUAAUGAUACAGAACGAGCUUAUCAUCAGCUUUUAGCUGAAAUCAAUUCCCUAGAACGUGAACCCCAAUGGGUGCCAGCCAGUUGGACAAUAACUAAAAUCUUUAACAAUGUCUUCAAUUCUCUUUGCCUUAGGUUCCCCCAAACAAAGUUCCUUCAGGGCUACGGCAUGACCGAAGCAUCUCCCGUAGUGCUCAUGACUUCCGCAGAUAAUACACGUUAUGCUUCUACUGGCUUCCCAACCCCCCACACUGAAGCUAAAAUCGUUCCUAUAGAUAGUCAAGAUCACAAGGGCUUAGGACCCAAUCAGACUGGUGAACUAUGCGUAAGAGGGCCACAAGUAAUGAAAGGCUACUUAAAUAAUGAAGAAGCCACAAAUGAAACUUUCUAUCCGGGAGGAUGGUUACGAACUGGAGAUGUGGCCUAUUAUGAUGAUGAAGGUUAUUUCUAUAUAACCGAUCGUAUGAAGGAAUUAAUUAAGGUCAAAGGAUUCCAAGUGCCUCCGGCCGAGUUAGAGGCCAUUUUAAGAGAUCAUCCCAAAAUUUUAGAGGCUGCUGUCUUUGGUAUACCCCAUCCCAUCAAUGGUGAAGCUCCACGUGCCUUGGUGGUUUUAAGAGAAAAUAUGCAGGCCACAGAGGAGGAAAUCUAUAACUUUGUGGCUGAAAAAGUCGCUGUUUAUAAGAAAUUGGAGGGUGGCAUUAUUUUCGUAAAUGAAGUGCCCAAAAAUCCUACCGGUAAAAUCUUAAGAAAAGUAUUGAAAGAAAAAUAUUCCAGUUAAAAAAAGACAUGAAACUUUUUUUUAUUUUUUAUUAUAAGUUUAGUUUGUACAACAAUAAGAUUUUUUUAGUUUAAGUGUUACAUCAAUUAGGGGGGGUCUUAGAGUAUUUUUGUUAUAUGUCUAUAUAUAUAUUUAUAAAAUACUUUUUAAAGGGGCCUUAAAAGUUUUGCAGAAAAAAUGCAUUUAUUAGCAAUGAUUUUUUUUUUUAUUUUGUUAAGACAUUUUCUAAAAAGCUAAAAGGUUCCUUUUAUAGUUUUUUAUAAUAUUAUUUACUGUGAAAAAUAUAUAUUCAAUUUGUUUCUCCUUUUGUGCAGAAAUGUAUGAAUUGUAUAAUUGUAGAUUUUAAGUAAUUUUUAAGAUUUCUCUAUUGAGAGAAUAAUAAUUUUAAAAAUAUUGUUUAUUAACAAAAAAAAAAGAAACCUUUUAAGUUUUUGAG